AUACUGCAUUUAGUACAAUUUACGACAUAAUUUUUGCAUGCUGCAUGUAGUACAAUUUACCGCAUAAUUUUUGCAUACUGCAUGCGCCCCAAUCUGCGUCCAAAUAUAGUCUGCUGCAUUUCCUGUCCAAAAUUCCGUUGGUUUUCCUCGGGGACACGCCCUAUUUACACACGCUUCCGCACAAAGAGCCUAUUAGCGCGUCCCAGUGUUUAUCCGACCAAUCCGGAAUGGGUCGGACGAGAACGCUGUACCUUAGCCCCGCCCACUAGGAUAUGACACCGCCAUGACGCAACAGCGAUCAGCUGGUUUUGUUUUGCUCCGUUUGGAUCGGCGCUCCAUGGUUUGUAGGUGUCCAGCAACUAGCCGAUAAGACCAAACUAACUUGUUAAUGCAAGAAGAAAAGCUUUCGGAGUAUUUGGAUAUAGCAGAAUUCGCUGAGGUUUCUUUUUUCUUUUUUCGUUUAGUGGAUUUUCGGUUCGCCACUAUUUAUAAAAGAGGCUCAUCCGAUCCCGGGCCUCCGAUCCAGGGCGGAGGGAGGCAAGGAGGUCGUUGGGAAUCGGGAUGGAGAGAGAAGACGGGGCCCACGGUCCUCGCGGGCCAGGGCUGGGCUGCGCCUCCUUCAACCAAGACUCCACGUCAUUGGCUGUGGGCACUAAAACUGGAUACCGGCUCUUCUCUGUGACAGCAGUGGACAGACUGGAGUGCAUUCAUGAGAGUGCGGAGAGCCCGGACGCCUACAUCGUGGAGCGUUUAUUCUCCAGUAGCCUGGUGGUGGUGGUGAGCCAGGCCGCGCCUCGCCGCAUGAACGUCUACCACUUCAAGAAGGGCACGGAGAUCUGCAACUACAGCUACUCAGACAGCAUCCUCGCCGUGCGGCUCAACCGACAGAGGCUGGUUGUUUGCCUGGAGGAGUCCAUCUAUAUCCACAGCAUAAAGGACAUGAAGCUCCUGAAGACCCUGCUAAACACACCAGCCAACCCCUCAGGUCUCUGCGCCCUGUCUGUCAACCAUUCCAACUCCUACUUGGCAUACCCGGGCAAUGCCUCCAUCGGAGAGACCAUCAUCUAUGAUGCUAACAAUCUGAGCACUGUUACCAUGGUACCUGCACACGACAGUCCCCUGGCAGCCAUCACCUUUAACUCCUCAGGUUCUAAGCUGGCCAGCGCCUCUGAGAGGGGAACUGUGAUCCGCGUGUUCUCCAUUCCAGAGGGACAGCGCUUGUUUGAAUUCCGCCGAGGAAUGAAGAGGUAUGUGAACAUCAGCUCUCUGUCCUUCAGCUCUGAUACCCAAUUCCUCUGUGCCUCAAGCAACACAGAGACUGUGCACAUUUUCAAGCUAGAGCAACAUGGGCCAAGUGGAGAGGAGGAGGCUUCUACCUGGUCAUCCUAUGUAGGGAAGAUGUUUACAGCAGCGAGCAGCUACCUCCCCGCGCAGGUGUCGGGCAUGAUGAGUCAGGACCGCGCCUUCGCCACCGUCCGCCUGCAGACAACUGGACAAAGAAACGUCUGCACUUUAACCAUGAUCCAGAAGCUUCCACGUCUGCUCGUGGCCUCGUCUAAUGGUCAGCUCUUCAUCUACAACAUUGACCCCCAGGACGGGGGUGAGUGUGCACUCGUGCAGACCCACAGGCUGUCGGGCUCGAACGAAGAGCGAGAGGGCACGGAGGAAGCCGCGGGGUCGGGGCCGCCCCCCUCGGGUCUGUCGUACGCGGCCACUGCAGCCAUACCCACGUGCAGACCCCUCGCUGCCACUCUCACAGGCUUCUCGGAGGACGGUGGGGCCAGGAAAGGCGAGGUGAUCCCGGAGCACGAGCUUGCGGCAGGGCCCGUGCGUCUGGAUGACGAGGCCGAGUUUCCUCCAAUAAAUCGGUGUCGCGAUGGAUCUCGGCGAGGCAAAAUCGGCCGUCCGCGAGGCGCUAGAGGACAGGUGGAAUCUGCAGCCGACUUGGAAGAACCCUAAGCGCGUGCUCCAGGACUAAUUACCGUGUCAGAAUAGCGUCGAACGCGCGCUGAACGCGUCAGGGAUCGCGUCGUUGUCACGCGGUCUCCUGACGGGUGUGUUAUACAAAGACUACAGGUGCAUGGAAGAACCUGCCACAAACUGUAGUAGCUACGUAUAUGACAAAUACUUUAUUAAGAUAUUACUGUAGCAUCUUGUUAUUUUAUUAUUUUUUAUGAUUAACAUCAUCGUAUUGAAAAUGGAAUUACUUUUUAAAAUAUGUGCAUUUUCUGCAUUAAUAACUAAUAUACGUUUACAUGUUGUCAUCCUAAAUAUUAAUAUAACGGGAUGUUUUCUAUGUAUGUGCCUAUUAUUUUAUUAGUAAAAGUGCAAAGAAUUCUGCUGGAUGGCUGGAGGACCAAAAGGGAUAAAAAGAAAUGGUGGUAAAUUGGAAUGAUAUUCCUCUCCCUUGUCUUGACGGGGUCUUUUUUCUUUGCUGGUAUUCUCUUUAUGUACUUAGCAAUAUGUAAUUCAGCAGAAGGUAAUGAUUUGUUUCAGUUGAUGUUGUAUGGUAGUAAUAGUUACGCUUCAGGAUACAGUGAAAAAAACUGAUCCCCCUGAAUGUGUUUAUAAGAAAGCGCCUGUAAUACACAGUGAAACUUAAGUGCUAUGAUGAUUUUAAUCGGCCAUGAUGAACUGUUCAGAGGUUAUAACCUUCCCCAUAUAACAUAUUCACUGCAUUGUGAACAAGAAAGCAUAUUUGUUAGUGUGUUAUAUGAGGUGUGUUUAUGGGCACAGACUAACAGAUCUCAAGUAUGCCAAGUUAGUUAAAUAAUUCACCAAUUCAGGUUUGGUUCAAGUAACUAAAACAUAAAAUAUUUGCUGGUUUGAUGUGUACCUCGGUGUGAAAUAAUAAAGGAUUUGUAUGUUCA
This is a messenger RNA of Electrophorus electricus (electric eel), 2870 nucleotides long. It is a transcript of the gene wipi1, whose product is annotated as WD repeat domain, phosphoinositide interacting 1. NCBI's taxonomy places the organism in Eukaryota, Metazoa, Chordata, Actinopteri, Gymnotiformes, Gymnotidae. The record is from RefSeq and is a predicted model, not a curated record. Gene Ontology annotation, molecular function: protein binding.